UUUAGGGGAUGUGCAACAGCUGAGAGAAGCAGAGAUUCACAUUCGGAGGACUGUUCAACUGUGAAACUUGCACUCGCAGCAAACGCCAUAAAAACCUUCUGAGCCUAUCAUUAUGCUGGCCCUCUGGUCUGUGUCAUUUGUACUAUUGUGCGUAUGGAGAUUCAGUUAUGCACAGUAUGAGCACAUGGGUUACCUCCUGGGCUACCCAGAACCUGUACAGGACCUUUAUACUGCUCCAGAGCUUCCUAAAGAUAUACCCAGGAUACAGCUACGCCUGGCAGGAGAGAAACGCAAGCACAACGAAGGGCGCGUUGAGGUCUUCUAUGAAGAGGAGUGGGGGACUGUGUGUGAUGAUGAUUUCACCAUUCAUGCAGCCCAAGUUGUAUGCAGAGAACUGGGCUAUUCUGAAGCAGUCUCCUGGUCUCCAUCAUCUAAAUAUGGGAAGGGAGAAGGCCGUAUCUGGUUUGACAACGUCCACUGCACGGGAAAUGAGAAGAGCUUGGCCCAGUGUGAGUCUAAUGGCAUAGGCGUGUCUGAUUGUAAGCAUACUGAGGAUGUCGGGGUGGUUUGCAGCGACAAGAGAAUCCCAGGAUUCAAGUUUGUUAACACCCUUACCAACAACAUCAACCAACCCCUGGUGCGUCUCAGAGGUGGCGCUUUAGUUGGAGAGGGGCGUGUGGAGGUGUUGAAAAAUGGAGAAUGGGGCACGAUCUGUGAUGACAACUGGAAUCUCGUAGCAGCUACUGUGGUGUGCCGUGAGCUUGGAUUUGGGAGUGCCAAAGAGGCGCUUUCUGGAGGUCAACUUGGACAAGGAAUGGGCCCUGUACAUAUGAAUGAAGUUAAAUGUUCUGGAUUUGAGAAGUCUGUCACUGAGUGCCCCUUCAAUAUGGACAAAGAUUCUGAAGGCUGCAGUCAUGAGGAAGACGCAGGCGUCAGGUGCAAUGUUCCUGCCAUGGGCUUCCAACGGAGGCUGCGUUUGAGUGGAGGUCGUAACUCCUUUGAAGGCCGUCUGGAGGUUCUAAUGGAGCGCAACGGUUCUCUGGUGUGGGGGACUGUGUGCGGUGAAGGCUGGGGCACCAUGGAGGCCAUGGUGGUCUGCAGACAGCUGGGCCUGGGCUUCGCAAGCCAUGCUUUCCAGGAGACAUGGAACUGGCCCGGUGCAGUGAAUGCAGAUUCAGUGGUAAUGAGUGGGGUGAGGUGUGCAGGAACAGAGAUGUCUCUCUCCCACUGUCUGCACCAUGGAGAAUACCUCAGCUGCCCUAAAGGUGGAGGACGCUUUGCUGCUGGAGUUUCCUGCUCUGAGACUGCCCCAGAUCUAGUGCUCAACCCCCAGGUGGUGGAGCAGACCACAUACUUAGAGGACCGUCCUAUGUUCAUGUUACAGUGCGCCUAUGAGGAGAACUGCCUGGGCUCCACUUUCAGUUCCACCCCAGCCAGCUCCUAUCGCCGGCUCCUCCGGUUCUCCUCCCAGAUCCACAACAAUGGACAAUCUGACUUCAGACCCAAAGCCUCCAGAGAGACAUGGGUUUGGCAUGACUGCCACAGACACUAUCAUAGCAUGGAAGUAUUCACCCACUAUGACCUACUUAGCAACAAUGGCACCAAGGUGGCAGAGGGACACAAAGCAAGCUUUUGUCUGGAGGACUCGGAAUGUGAUGAAGGAAUUGAAAAGAGGUACGAGUGUGCAAACUUUGGUGAGCAGGGGAUCACAGUGGGCUGCUGGGAUACAUACAGACAUGAUAUUGACUGCCAGUGGGUUGACAUUACAGAUGUUAAACCGGGAGACUACAUAUUCCAGAUCGUAAUUAACCCCAAUUAUGAGGUUGCUGAGUCGGAUUACACCAAUAACAUUGUCAAAUGCAGAUGUCGAUAUGAUGGUCACCGUAUAUGGAUGUAUAAUUGCCAUAUAGGGGGCUCCUUUAGUGCAGAGACAGAAGACACCUUUCCUGGCCUGAUCAACAACCAGGUGACCCAUAGGUAAAAGAGAGGCGCUGAAGAACAUCCAGAAACUGCGGCCAACCAGUGAGAUCAUCAAGAGCCCUGAACCACUACACCUCUCUAGAGGACCUUUCAUCUCUCAGCAGUAAUUCCAUGGUACUCUUUCAACUAUGCUCAGUGUCACCUCAUAGCCAGCACAGUCCUCUACUGUCUUACAGGACUAAACAUCCCUUUUUUUUAAAUUGAGAACUCAGAUUUGAGACAGGAACUGACUCUGAAAACAGCUCUUUGGCUGAGAUUUACAGACUGAAAUUCCCUCUCACCGCUGAACCAGUAGCAAUUCUGAAACCUCAUUCUUUCUCGGUUUGCUGCUGGUGUUGAAGAUGAAACUGUGGAUAACUCUCAAGUGAGCUCACUUCAGACAUGAAAGGAACUCUGGUGCACUUUUUAUUUUAUAUUUUUGAACUUGACAGGACUCGUGGUUUAGGUCUUUUUGUAAGCGUUUUGAUUAGGUGAGAGGACUUUUCUCAGAUGAGUCUUCUAAAAGAAUAUUACACAAAUCUACAGAAAAAUAAAGGCCUGAAGAGAGACCAUUUCCUUUUUUAGUGUCCAUGCAUUUCAGCUAUAUACUUUGGCAUUUCGAAAACUAAGCUGAUGACUUCUGCUUAUAGAUAUUAUUGGUUAUUAUUUAAGUACCUUAUGGGUUUGUAGUGGAAACGACCGAUGCAUUAGAAAGAUAUAAUGAGCCUCACAAUAUUUUUUUAUCAAUGUCCAAUUUCAAAAGUAUUUUCAGAAAUUAUAUGUUGUUACAUGAUGAAUUACAGUGUAAGAAAACUUUGAAUAUUUCCGGUAACCUUAAGCCUCCCAGUUCAGAUCAGCGGUUCAUAAACACUGGCAUCCUAGGAGCAGAUGAACCUGUGAAAACUCUAAUAUUAGGUUUGUUUUGGAUUUUCCCCCCACCCUGUUCUUGUUGUUAUUUUGAAUUGACUGACAGUGAACAAUCAUUAUGAAUUAUUAAUGCUAACUCUGACUGGAAACAUCACAAGCAGUCUGAUCCUUUCCAACUAAUCAUGCAGGAAUAUUCAUUAGCAUUAAAUAACUUAUUUUAAGACAGGGAUUUCAGAUGCUAUUUCAUAAUUUCUUUGUUUUUCGAUGUGGAAUGUCUUUCAUUUGAUGUCUGUUAAUGGUGCUAACAUAGUGUUAUCCUCUGUUUUUUUGAGGGACCAUAUCAGCUAAUUUUACAUUAUGCUUACUUGAAUGGAUGUAAAAAAUCAUGGAUGUAUGCGAUGUAGCGUAAUAAACAUGCAUUAUUUGGCAAAGAAAAACAA
Sinocyclocheilus grahami is the source of this 3266-nucleotide messenger RNA. It is a transcript of the gene loxl2b, whose product is annotated as lysyl oxidase-like 2b. The record is from RefSeq and is a predicted model, not a curated record. Bases 113 to 1981 code for a protein of 622 amino acids. Gene Ontology annotation, molecular function: protein-lysine 6-oxidase activity; copper ion binding. Gene Ontology annotation, biological process: peptidyl-lysine oxidation; sprouting angiogenesis; collagen fibril organization. The transcript is spliced from 12 exons. NCBI's taxonomy places the organism in Eukaryota, Metazoa, Chordata, Actinopteri, Cypriniformes, Cyprinidae. Gene Ontology annotation, cellular component: membrane.